This is a messenger RNA of Pediculus humanus corporis (human body louse), 717 nucleotides long. Its product is annotated as 40S ribosomal protein S3, putative. The transcript has 4 exons. Gene Ontology annotation, biological process: translation; positive regulation of apoptotic signaling pathway. Gene Ontology annotation, cellular component: nucleus; cytosolic small ribosomal subunit. The record is from RefSeq and is a predicted model, not a curated record. Bases 1 to 717 code for a protein of 238 amino acids. Lineage: Eukaryota; Metazoa; Arthropoda; Insecta; Psocodea; Pediculidae. Gene Ontology annotation, molecular function: structural constituent of ribosome; RNA binding.
AUGGCAACUCCAAUAUCCAAGAAAAGAAAAUUUGUAGGCGACGGAGUUUUUAAAGCUGAAUUGAAUGAAUUUUUAACGCGAGAAUUGGCUGAAGAUGGUUACUCUGGGGUGGAAGUCCGUGUUACUCCAACACGAACAGAAAUUAUUAUUAUGGCCACUAGAACCCAAAGCGUUUUGGGAGAUAAGGGUAAAAGAAUUAGGGAGUUGACUUCUGUCGUUCAAAAGCGAUUCAAUUUCCCUGAAGGAACCGUAGAACUCUAUGCUGAAAAAGUUGCAGCAAGAGGUCUAUGUGCUAUUGCACAGGCUGAAUCAUUGAGAUAUAAAUUAAUUGGUGGAUUAGCCGUUCGAAGAGCAUGCUACGGUGUUUUAAGAUUUAUAAUGGAAUCAGGAGCUAAGGGUUGCGAAGUAGUAGUUUCUGGUAAAUUAAGAGGUCAAAGAGCUAAAUCCAUGAAAUUUGUCGAUGGUUUAAUGAUACACAGUGGUGAACCCACUAAUGAUUAUGUUGAUUGUGCUACGAGGCACGUACUAUUGAGACAGGGAGUUUUGGGAAUCAAAGUUAAAAUCAUGCUUCGUUGUGAUCCAAAUGGAAAAGUUGGACCUAAAAAACCAUUACCGGAUUGCGUUGAAGUUCCCGGACCUAAAGAAGAAAUUAUUCCCACUGUACCUUCUAGUGAUCUAAAAGGUGUUAAAAUGGAUAUGAUUGCUGCCGUGGCAUGA